Molecule: messenger RNA, 1689 nt
Organism: Dendroctonus ponderosae (mountain pine beetle)
Lineage: Eukaryota; Metazoa; Arthropoda; Insecta; Coleoptera; Curculionidae
Product: juvenile hormone epoxide hydrolase 1
Exons: 7
Coding region: 228-1664 (478 amino acids)
Biological process (GO): epoxide metabolic process
Molecular function (GO): epoxide hydrolase activity
Source: RefSeq, a predicted model, not a curated record
AAUGAUAAUAAUGACUUUGAAAUUCUGUUUAUUCCUUGAUAACCCACUGAGCAAAACAUAGUGACAAAGUGCGAGUAAUUUCCAAUCAUUUAUGGUCGAACUUGCCUCUGUCUCCGAGCAUCGGCGCUUUAUCUGAAUUAACAAACAUAUUUGAUAAGAGUAAUAGUUACAAUCGUCUUGAAGUUUGGAUAAUUUCUAAUAUUCUUUAAUAUAACUGCACAGCAACAAUGGGAAUUGUUUCAAAAGGCGUUCUGGGAUUAGUUUUAGCAAUUAUCACUUACAUAGUUGUAGCGAUUAAUAAGGCGAGUUACAUACCAGAGGUGCCGAUUUAUCCUGAAACAUGGUGGGGCAAAGGAGAUCCAGCUAAAGAAGACACUUCAAUUAAACCGUUUAAAGUCGAUGUUUCCAAACAAAUUUUGGAUGAUCUUAAAGAUCGUUUAGAUCGCGCGCUGCCUCUUCAACCUCCUUUGGAAGGUGUGAAACAAAACUAUGGGAUGAAUUCGAAUUUGCUACAAAAAAUCGUUGACUACUGGAAAAAUGACUACAACUGGACUGAAAGACAAUUGCUUCUAAACCAGUACCCUCAUUACUCAACUAGUAUACAGGGCCUGAAAAUACACUUUAUCCACGUGAAACCCUCGAUAAGUAAAGAGUCAAAUGUUAAAGUCCUUCCUUUAUUGUUGGUGCAUGGAUGGCCCGGUUCUGUCCGGGAAUUUUACGAAAUAAUUCCAAUUUUAUCCAAGCCUCAACCGGGUAAGCAUGAAAAACUCCCCAAUUUAUAUUCAAAUGAGACUGCGAUUUUCCCCUUGGAUUUUUUAGGAAGGAAAGUGGUAUUUGAGCUAAUCAUACCAAGCUUGCCGGGUUAUGGAUUCUCAGAAGCAACAAGCAAACCAGGAUUAUCAGCCGAACGAAUCGGGCAAAUUUUGAAAAAUCUUAUGAUAAGAUUGGGGCAUGAAAAAUUCUACGCACAGGGUGGAGAUUGGGGUUCCAUCAUUACCUCACACAUGUCGGUGUUAUAUCCGAAUAAUCUACUGGGUCUUCAUUUAAAUAUGUGCGCUUGUAUAGCAAAGUUAUGCAGCUUGAAGCAAUGGUUAAUUGGAACCAUAUUUCCUUCCUUGAUUGCCACUGAAGAAGAGAUGCCUUUCUUCGCUCCAGUGGUCACGAAAGCCGCAGAAGUUUUUCUCUUAGAAAUGGGAUAUUUACAUAUUCAGUCCACUAAACCAGAUACCGUAGGUGUUGCUCUUCGAGACAGCCCUGUUGGACUCGCUGCCUACAUUCUGGAAAAGUUCACCACAUGGACGAAUAGAAAAUGGAAAAACUUGGAAGAUGGAGGUCUAACUAAGAAAUUCACUCUGGAUCAAUUACUGGAUAACGUGAUGAUUUACUGGGUAACUCGAUCCAUUACAACUUCUCAAAGACUUUACUCAGAAACCUUCAACAAAAACAUGGCUGGUUAUGGAUUAAACGACAUUCCUUCCAAAGUCUCCACUGGUUGUGCGAGAUUUGCCAACGAAAUAACCAUUCAUCCGGAGUCGUUGUUGAGAUACAAAUAUCCCAAAUUAAUACAAGCACCGAUUUAUGCAGAUGGUGGCCAUUUCGCAGCCUCUGAAGUUCCCGAGGUGUUAGCCAAGGAUAUUUAUGAUUUUAUUGAGAAAAUCUUGUAGAAUUUCAAUAAAAGUUUUUAAUUCA